UUACCAAAAGAUUAACAAAAGAAAAUUUCAAAGACUAAUCCAUGUUAAAAUUAAAAACCAGUUACAUAUUUGCAUGGCCAGUAUAUACAAUUUUUUGGUCCACGUUGUUCAGAAGUAAAGGUAAUUCCAUUCCUAUUAGACUAUUAUGUCCCAGGUGGUCUCUUUCACCCAGCAGGAUGCAAAUAUAACUUCUUGCUCUUCUAACAAACAGAAUCAUUUGAUACACGAUCUUUUAUGAGACACAACUGUUACACAUAUUUUUAAUACUCUGAUGCUGAAGGAUGCCAGGAUCUCUUAGUUACUUACAAGAAGCAGCAGAUUUUAAAGUUUACUGUUUUCCUGAUUACAAUGCCUCUUGUCUCAAAAAUCCUCACAAUGUGGCAACUCAAACUGUGUUGUAUUUUAUACUGGUGUUUGCAAUGACUAUUACAAUUAUAGGGAACUCUUUUGUCAUCAUAUCUAUAGCUCAUUUUAAACAACUUCAAACACCUACAAACAUUUUGGUGAUGUCUCUAGCACUGGUGGAUCUACUUCUGGGAAUCACAGUCAUGCCGUUCAGCAUGAUCAGGUCUGUGGACGGCUGCUGGUACUACAGCAAAGAAUUCUGCUUUUUACACUCUAGUUUUGACAUGUGCCUCACUGGAGCAUCUAUUUUCCAUCUGAUUUCUAUCGCAAUCGAUCGAUAUCAAGCUGUGUGCUAUCCACUUCAGUACCCUACAAGAGUGACUAAACCUGUUGCAUGGUUUAUGGUAGCUGUGAGUUGGACUGUAGCAGUAGUGUACUCUUACAGUCUCUUGUUAACAAAAGCAAGUGUAGACAACGGAUUCACAGAUUGCUUGGGAAGUUGUAGCCUUUUUAUGAAUGCACUAUGGGCUAUUUUGAGUAUUGUUACAGGUUUCUUUUUACCAUGCUCUGCUAUGAUUGGUCUGUAUGCUAAAAUAUUUUUUAUUUCAAAUAAGCAUGCAAGAAAAAUUGAAGGUGUGAAGCAGGGCAGAACGGACGUGGCUUUAACCAAGUUUUCACAAAGAGCGAAACAUGAGAACAAAGCAGUAAAAACUCUUGGAAUUGUUGUAGGUGCCUUCAAUUUUUGCUGGAUGCCAUAUUUCCUCACCUCUCUACUCGAUCCUUUUAUUAACUUUGCCACCCCUAUAUUACUCUAUGAUGUCUUUGUCUGGUUGGGUUACAUUAAUUCCACUUUAAACCCCAUCAUAUAUGGCUUUUUCUAUCCUUGGUUCAGAAAAACACUGUAUCUCAUUGUUACACUAAAAAUAUUUGCUCCUCAUUCAUCUGACAUGAAAGUGUAUACAUCGUAACAACAAUUUAUUGACCUACAAACAGAGGAGGCCCAUUAGUUAGUUAUGUCUGGGAUGAAAAUAUUGAAACAAACUGUUGUAUGAUAUAUUCAAUGUGGUUAGACACACUUUGCACAGUAAUUGUUUAUUUCCUUAAUUCUAAAGGCCUGUGUCAUGGAG
Ictalurus furcatus (blue catfish) is the source of this 1472-nucleotide messenger RNA. RefSeq names its product trace amine-associated receptor 13c-like. The coding region runs from base 282 to 1313 and encodes 343 amino acids. The transcript has a single exon. Lineage: Eukaryota; Metazoa; Chordata; Actinopteri; Siluriformes; Ictaluridae. Gene Ontology annotation, cellular component: membrane. The record is from RefSeq and is a predicted model, not a curated record. Gene Ontology annotation, molecular function: trace-amine receptor activity. Gene Ontology annotation, biological process: G protein-coupled receptor signaling pathway.